Molecule: messenger RNA, 3094 nt
Organism: Sphaeramia orbicularis (orbiculate cardinalfish)
Lineage: Eukaryota; Metazoa; Chordata; Actinopteri; Kurtiformes; Apogonidae
Gene: rassf4a
Product: Ras association domain family member 4a
Exons: 11
Coding region: 157-1077 (306 amino acids)
Biological process (GO): signal transduction
Source: RefSeq, a predicted model, not a curated record
UCUGUUGGAUCGCGCCGUUGUCAGUGUGAUCUGCUAGCUCUGAAUGCCGCACGGCCAAGGAGGCAUGAAGACCGCAAACGAUAAGCGGGAUACAUCGCUAGUGGAUAUACGGAAGAAGACAGGGACGUGGUCUGCUAUGCUGGUUUUUUUGUCAGAAUGGGUGAGCGUCAAACCUGUGUGAAGCUUAGUGAGGAGAAACUCAUACCAAAGGCUGACAUCUUGUCACUGCUGCGAACCUACAACUGCUACCACGAAGGCAAAAACUUCCAGCUGAGGACUCGUGAGGAGGAUGGGGAGCUCAUACUUGAGGGGUUAUUGAACAUCUACUGGGGUCUGCGCCGACCAAUCAGACUUCAGAUGUAUGAUGACAACGAAAGAUUCCGUCUGAACCGAUUGUCUGUGGCCAAGCAGGUGUCGGCUGAGUCCAACAAUAAUUUACUGGACAGAGAAACAGAACCAGCAGGUGCUGAUGUAAGUGUUGGAGAGGAAGAGGACUCUCCUCAGCUGCUGAGGACCAGGAGUGAUGCUUCCUUCAUGCAAGUUCAGAGGAGGUCAAAGACACACACUGCCAGAGACCUGCAGCGCUUACGUACCCACAGGUUCUCCAUCAAUGGACACUUCUACAACCACAAGACUUCUGUUUUCACUCCUGCCUACGGUUCAGUCACUAACGUCAGAGUCAACAGCUCCAUGACGACUGGACAAGUCCUGAACCUGUUACUACACAAGUUUAGGGUGGAGAAUAAAUAUGAGGAGUUUGUUCUUUAUAUGGUCCAUGAGUCUGGAGAGAGGACCCGACUUAGGGAUGGCGAAUACCCGCUGGUGGCCCGAGUGCUUUAUGGACCCUGUGAGAAAAUCUCCAAGAUCUUUAUCAUGGAGGCCGACCUGGGAGAGGAAGUCACAUAUGAUGUUGCUCAGUACAUAAAGUUUGAAAUCCCGGUUUUAGACAGCUUUGUCGAGAAACUUAAGGAGGAAGAAGAACGUGAGAUAAACAAACUGACCAAAAAGUUCAGCGCUCUGAGGUCUAUGAUUCUACAUCAGCUUGAAGGCAGAGCUCACACCAGUGACAGAGUAUGAGUGUGUCUGAAUGUGUGUGUGCAAGGGCAUGGGUUUGGAAACAACCUCCAACACCAAAUAAGAUACAUAUAUAAACAUAUGAUUAAUAGGGAUGGAUUUAUUUAAGUAAUUUUAAUAAUGAACGAAUACUAUGUUGUGAAACCAACCUGCUCUGAUUAAGAUGCUGAAGAUUUUUUGGUCAAAGUAAACUCGAGACCUGAGUUUAUUUUUGUUGAAUAUUGAUUUUGAGGCUUCUAUUUAUAAUGCACAAUUGGGAGACUGAUUAAUUCAUUUGGUAAAUUAAUCCAAUCUGAUAAUAUAUUUUAUGGUCAUUAUCAGCUGUGGUCAAUAGUUAAUGAGUUUUCGACACUGGAAUAACUGACACUGAUAGAAAAUGAUAGCUCAAAAGAUAAACACUCUUAAUUUGAACUUGAGUUCCACAUGUAUUGAUUGCACAGUAUUUAAUGUUCAGUUAUUCAGAUUUAUUUAUUUAGGUAUUUAUUAUUUUGAUGUAGAUGUUCAGUUGAACAGUUACCCAGUGACUAAAAAUAGAUGUAUAAUAUGUUUUCAACAAUGAAAUUACAGGGGGUAGAGACGGAAAUGAUAAUGGCUGAUUAAUCAACUCUCGUCCUUUUCCUGCUCCAAACCAUUGUUGUUAUAUUGACCUUAUUAUAUAACCAAACUGGUGGUUCAGCUAAUUAGGACAUCUGAUAAAGGCCAGAAAAUACAUCUGUUUUUGCAUUGGUCUCUAACCUCUCCAACCUCUGGCCAUGGUGUUGUUGAGAUACCAUACAAUUGAGGAUGACGAAAGAAAUUAUUAGUAGGUGCUUGACUGGGUCAAAAACAGAAAAUUUAGAUGUAUAUUAAGGAAUCAGGUGCUCAUUAAAGAUAGGGGCAUAACUGCUUGAAAAAUAUAUCCAAAAAUGUGUAAAUAAUCUAUAAUCAAUGUAAAAAAAAAAAGUAAAUAGUGCCAAAAAACAACUGCCAAAAACAAAUCUGAGGCACUCUGAUACAAAAGUAACUUGUUUUAGAUGUUGCAUUUUUGCACUUUUUACUUUUUGAGCAUUGAUUAAUGAUUUUUAGGGAUAGUCUUUGUCUUUUUUUUUUUUUUCUCUUUUUUUCAUGCAUUUCACCCAUCUUCCUUGAUGAGCAUGAUCCUUUGAUAUCACUAUCAAUACUUAUAAUUGCUCUUUUUUUAUUCCUUAAUGGUGAUUUAUAGACUGAAAUUCAUUUCACAAAUAUAUAUCCUAUAAAUAUUUUCUCCUGCUUACUGCUAGACUACAGAUUGCAUUGUCCUGUCAGUUAACGUUACUUCAAAUGUUUACCUUGCAUCAGCAGAUGUUGUUUUAUACAGUACAAAGGCUGCAGAUGUUCACUAGCAGGUCUUCAAUUUCAACCGCCACCUAGAACAUAAACAAUUUUCACCUGGUGUUACUUAUGCUCCUGGUAGUGAAAAAGCUACUAAGGCCUCUUCCCAUUUUGGUGAUAGCUUAACAAAGUACAUACUAUGCUGACAUUACAUUAUAGGAAUAAGAUAAGAAAACAUUUUAAUGGGUUUCACUCUCUGAAAGAGAAAAUAAUGUAAUCAAGUUAGCACCAAUAUUAUAAGGACUAUUUUUUUCCUUCCGAAAGGGACAUGAAUGACCUACCGUCUAUAUGCAAACCUACGCCCUUGCAUGUGUGUGCAUGGGAAGAAGUGGAUGCAACACUAAUGAUGGAUUUACUACAGGAACGAUAAUAAACCCAGCAGUGAAUGUACAGGCAAUGGUCAAAGGGUAAAACUGAAGGCUGCAAUAGAACCAUAUCAUACACCAAUGUGCUUCUACUUUUACAAUACCAUUUCUCAACAGUUUGUAUGAUCAUUUUUGUUCUUACUGUGUUAAUGUUUUGAUAUCUCUGCUAUUAAUAGAUUCACAUUUUGUAUUACUGCAAAUAUGGAUAUUUAUACAAGCUGAUUUUGUAAUGUUUUCUCCAACUUGGACCUUUUAUAUGUAAAAAAUAAAUAAACUUAAGUGUGGCCUUUAUACAUUUUGUUGGA